CCUUAAAUUUCAGCAGCUUCUGCAGAGACUACAGCCGAGGUAGGAGCAGGUUGUGCGAAUUACAUCUUCCCCUGGCAAAAUAAGAAAGACAGCGUUCAUCAUUUCAGUCGGGGAGGUCGCGAAACGACGUUUGGACCACAGAUAAUAUUAUUACACGUGAGAAAAUAAAACGAAGAUAAAUCUUUUUGCACGAGAUCGCUCAGUUCGUCUAGUUAACUCGUCUGAAAUUCUGUCAGCUCGUUGCGUGCGUCUCUUCGAUCACUUGAGCUUUGCAUUCGGGUUUUGGGAAAAACUACAAAGGAAAAUUAAAGAUGGCCAAGGUGGACUCCCGUUUCGGACAUAAAGACUCUUCGGACCAGAAUUUUGACUACAUGUUCAAACUGCUGAUCAUCGGCAACAGCAGCGUGGGCAAGACCAGCUUCCUGUUCCGCUACGCCGACGACUCUUUCAGCAAUUCUUUCGUCAGCACCGUGGGCAUCGACUUCAAGGUCAAGACUGUGUACCGCAAUGACAAGAGGGUCAAGCUGCAGAUCUGGGACACUGCAGGGCAGGAACGGUACCGGACCAUAACAACAGCCUAUUACCGGGGUGCUAUGGGCUUUAUCCUCAUGUAUGACAUCUGCAAUGAGGAGUCCUUUAAUGCCGUGCAGGACUGGGCAACCCAGAUCAAGACCUACUCAUGGGACAAUGCCCAGGUCAUCCUGGUGGGCAACAAGUGCGACAUGGAUGAUGAGCGAGUGGUGCCAGCAGACAAGGGCAAGCAGCUGGCUGACCAGCUGGGCUUUGAGUACUUUGAAGCCAGUGCCAAGGAGAACAUCAAUGUCAGACAGGUGUUUGAGCGCCUGGUGGACAUCAUCUGUGUGAAGAUGUCCGAGAGCGUGGACACCGACCCUGCGAUGGUCACUGGAGCCAAGAACACCAGGCUGACCGACAACCCUCCCCAGCUGCCCCAGAACUGUGCCUGCUAACCUCUGGCUCUCAGCUCCCCUGCCCAGGUCACCACCUCCCUGGCCCAGAGGACAACCAAGCACACUGCCUCUUUGGGAACAGCUUGUCCAGUUUAAAGACAAAAAAAAACAGUCAUGUAAUGCUUAGGAUUGAAGAGAUAGUUGCACUUGCUCUGGUGUGAAAUAUUGCACAACUGACCUUCCUUUGUCCCUCUUCAGUUACUUACAUUUGAACAGAAGAGUAUAAAAAUGAAGACGUCUUCAUAGCAGUUAUAAUUCUCUCAAAUGACCACACAACGCAGUAGUGCCACAGUCUUUCCCUCCAAUGGGGAGUUCAGCAAGGAAUAUAGUCCCACUUAAAGCAGGGACCGUGUAGCACAAGCGAGAUGCACUAUAAGAGGGGAACCUAUAUAGUGUUUUGAUGUGGUGUGGUGACGUAUCCACUGGAUUUGAAACAUACUACAAUAUCCCUUCAGAAAUCCAUUCAAAGUCACCCACUCUGCUGAAGAAAUUUUUAAAGGAUCUCAUUCCUUUUAAACUUCUGCCUGUGCAGAAUCUGAGUAUUUUUUAUGCACCACUGGGAUCUUAUUUGCUACAACACAUGGAUGCAUUCCCACUUCAGGUCAUGUGAAAGCUGUGAAACUCUAGCUUGCGAAGAAAGCACCAUAAUGGUUUUAAUACUUCAGCUAUAGUCCUAGCUUUAUGGCCAAGGAUCUGAACAGCCAUAUCUAGGCCAAAAUAUUUAUAGGCCUGUAUUACUGGUCAAGAAGUCCUUUGAAUUUUAGACUGUUCACAUCACAUGGGGACAUCAGUCAAGCAUGUCAACAUGUGGACAAGCAGUGCAAUUAUCUUUUCAAGAACCAAAUCAGAUAUAAUGAGUAAAGGUAUAUUAUUAGAUGAUCAGUCAGUAUGUUGUCAUGUACUGUAUGAGUCCUGUUUUACACGUAAAAACAUAUAUAUAUAUAUAUGAACCCAUAUACGUAAUGGGGAAGCACAUAUUUGUUAUAUAUAUAAAAUGUGUACAUGUGUUAUAUAAUGUAUGAAGUAUAUAGUACGGAAAUUUCUGUAGCUUUCUCUAAAUGCCCACUUUAAACCUGGGACAUCAGGAAAAAAUCAAGUUGUUUUAAAAUUUUGUAAGUAAUUUAAGUGUUAUUUUCAGUUCAUGUCAAAAUAAUUCUUUAGGAGGCAUCUGUACCAGUGACUACAAUAUAUACAAAAGUGGCUAUCAAAAUGCAUUUGUAAAACAACCAUUGCUUACUUUUAACUAAGAACAAAGUGUAUCUUCUCUAUCGCAUAAAAUGAGAAACUAUCCUUAAUUUAAACUGUCACACAUUGCAAAAAAUAUUUUAAUUUAAAAAAUAUUACUCUAUUAAAAUUAAUUGUUAAGUAGACACAUUAGAGUUUCAUGGAUACCUAGAAAUCAAACCUUACAGCGUACAGAUUUGAUGUCUUGUUGUAGUGGACUAAUAAAUAGAAAUAGUUUAUGUAAAUGAUGAAGUAAAAUUUGACAUUUUUAAUUUAAUUACAGAGUGAAAUAAAUUGUGAUGGGUUCAGUAAGAUUAGGUAUGCCAAAGCACAGAGACGACAGCUAAAAAAAGCACAAAAGUGUUAUACAAUCAUACUGUAUGUAUAGCUAUUAUGAAUUACUAUACAAUCACAGGUAGGUAGGUUUGCUUCUUUUCCUGCAUUUUUGUUACAAUAAAAAGCAAUCGGCUUUUAA
Lepisosteus oculatus (spotted gar) is the source of this 2667-nucleotide messenger RNA. RefSeq names its product RAB3B, member RAS oncogene family (gene rab3b). Lineage: Eukaryota; Metazoa; Chordata; Actinopteri; Semionotiformes; Lepisosteidae. Gene Ontology annotation, cellular component: synaptic vesicle; plasma membrane; endosome. Gene Ontology annotation, biological process: regulation of exocytosis; protein secretion; protein localization to plasma membrane. Gene Ontology annotation, molecular function: GTP binding; GTPase activity; myosin V binding. The record is from RefSeq and is a predicted model, not a curated record.